Molecule: messenger RNA, 1545 nt
Organism: Moneuplotes crassus
Lineage: Eukaryota; Ciliophora; Spirotrichea; Euplotida; Euplotidae
Source: the annotation of a GenBank genome assembly
GUAAAACAUGGUGGAAAUUUAUUUUACUGCCUAUUGCUACUCAACUAUAUCAUCCCAUCCAAUACACUAGUUGUAGCUCUACUUCUUGUCUUUACCUUGACAUUAUGGUAAUUAUAUUAUCGCCUGCAACUGCUUAAGGUUCAGUGGAAAUUCUAUCAAUAAGCAAUGAAUGAGUUCUCGCAUAGAUUCAAAAAUUAAGAAAAUAUUACAAAUGCUGAAUGACAAAGACAAUAUUAAAGGCGAAGAGAGAUCUGAAGAAAACAAAUAAGUCUAUCAAGAUGCUCCAGAAAGACAUAACAUCGCAUACGAAAUCAUAUAAUAAAGACCUCAGGAAUUUUAUUAAGAGUAUCGAGCAGAGGAGCCAGAACUUUAAAGGGACCACUCUUAACCACAGAAAUGAUAUAAUCCCUAGUGCAAAUUACAAUUCUUGCAGAAAUUUUGAGCGACAGUCAUACCACAACGAAGAAAAAUUUAAGGAAAUUAAAUUAGGCAAUAUAAACCCUACCUGGGAUACUAAACGGAUGAUGAAUAAGAUCAAAGAGAAUCCUUCUGGAAGAUCUUCAGACUCUUACAUGAAGAUUCUGAGGAAAUUAAAGAUCACUAAAAAUCAAUCUCAAAAAUCAUUGAAACAAGCAAGGAAUAAUUAUUCAUUAAAAACUUUGAAUAUUUAUUCAUCAAAAUCUCCAAAGAUACACAAGGUUACGAAAAAGAGGGAGUUUCGAGAUCUAUCAGAUGGGCCUUACUUCUCUACAAUUACCAAAGACUUAGAGAUGAAUGCAAAUAUGAAGAGGAGUCCAUCUAAGUUACAGCCUUUGCAUUGUAACAAUGAUAUUUCCAUCAGGAAUACACAAAAUUUCCCUGAAGGCAUAAGAAAGCCGAGGAAAUUAGUAACAAAGCAGUCUAACUUUGAUGAGCUAAGCUCAAGGUUGUCAUAUAUAAAGUCUCCCAUCGUAAGCUCACCAGAUCGGUGAAUGCUCAUCGAAGAUCAUGAGAGGCUUCAGUGAGGCAAUAAGUUUAACUAUCAAUUUCCAAUAACUAGUAGGAAUGAUAAUUGAACUAACUAUGUUAAUACAGAAGUAAUCUGUCAAGAUCUGUAUAAAUUGCCUGAGAAGAUCAACAGAAUUCCAAAAAGACCUGUCCUUGAGCAUAAGAAUAGAUUUAAAAGGGACAAGAAACGCAGGCACUACAAAAAUUCGGCCCCACAAUCUUUAUCACAAGAGAAGCUAGAUCAUCAAGAGAAUUGUGAGAUUCAUCUAAAAGAGACUGAGAGGAACAAGGCUCCUCCGAAUGAAAUCUCGUGAAAGGAGACUAAGCGUGAUGAUUCAGAUUCUUUCACUACAAUAACAACAAAUUCACCCUCUUUUAAGCACGAAAUUAGGGGAAUUGAUAAAGUGGUCAUAAAAUGAGCAUUUCAAGCACACAAAAAGAGAGAUACAAGUCAAGAGAGCACUGAAAAAAGUUGGGUAAAGCCAAUCAAUUUCCCUCUUCAAAUCAAAGACAACUAUGGAAACACUGACUUGUUCGAAUAAGUUUCUAAUUCAACAA